UACUUUCUCAACAUUUCGGUAACGUUAUGCUACGCCUCAAACUACAGGAGAAAAACACACACUAGCUGUUGCUGUCUACACCCUGCCGAGGCCGGUGCUGUCGGGAUUUACCUGUAGAUAUAGCUCAUGCGCUACAAUAAAUAACGAUAUUUAUUUUUUUUAACAUAUUUUCCCCUCACCGAGGAGAUUUCUUCCACCGAGGCAACAAUCAUACAAAAGGCCGUCGCUGGAAACCAACGACUCGUCGGAGAAGCUAUCGGUGUGUCUGGAGCAAGGACUGGCAAAAAAAAAAAACAAACGGCACUUUUAGGCCGCUUUUCUGUCGGUUUCCUCCGCGGCCGGUAUAGCAUUGCGUUACGGUGUUAUUACGGAGACUGUCGAGCGAGGACCGUGAUUUUCUUCUCCGCUUGGCCAUGCGAGGAGCUCGGAUCUUCACAGCAGAAUGUUUCGCCUUCCCCCGGCGUUAGCUCUGCCGCGGCUCCAUGGCCAACAGUAACAACAUGCUCCUGGCCUCUGCCGUGGUGGUGUGGGAAUGGCUCAACGAACACGGCCGGUGGCGGCCCUACAGCCCCGCCGUCUCCCACCAAAUAGAGGCGGCCAUCCGGAGCAGCGACCCCCGCGGAGGGAGCGUGGUCCUUGGCCAGGUGGACAGCCGGCUCUCGCCCUACAUCAUAGAUCUCCAGUCCAUGCACCAGUUCAGACAGGACACAGGAACCAUCCGUCCGGUGCGGAGGAGUUUUUAUGACCCAGCCUCGGCCCCAGGUCAGGGCUGGCAGUGGGAGUGGGAAAAUGACGCGGGUACGUGGACGGCCUAUGACAUGGAGGUGGCCAUCGCAAUUGAGAACGCCCACAAUCAGCAGCCCUGCCUCGACCUGACACCACUCGGCUUCUGCUACCUCAUUGAUUUUCAGAACAUGACACAGGUGAACAGACAGAGCCAGAGGUUUCGGAGGAUUCAGAGACGUGCUGACAUGGCCUACCCUCUAGUGUCCGGUCCUCUCCCGAUACCCAAAGGAGGCGGUGUGGGAGGAGGUGGAGGCUUAACAGGAGCCCUGCUGGGUGUUGGUGUGUCGGGGGCCAGCAUGGGGAUCGGAAGCUCUGUUUACCCCAAUGGGGGCUUACCGCCCACUGGACUGGGCCAGCCUUGUUCCUGCCAGCAGUGCAUGCUGGUCCUUAGUGUGAAGACCAACACAGGAGGAGCAGGGGGAGGAGGUGUAGGGAUACAGACUCUAGGUAGACGCUCACUAACCUUGCAGCGGCCCAAGAAUUCAGUACCCAUCCCCUCUAAACCUCUGAGUCCAUCUAAAUCAGCCACUCUGGGACGAGGACAGCAGCAAAACUCCAACUCCAACUCCAACUACUAUCAGACGCUGCCACACGGCCUCGCCAUCUCCAAAAACGUCGCCUCUCCGAGAAGGAACGCCCAGCUCUUUGCUCAGUCACUGGCUGCCCUCACCGCCGGCACCUCCUCUCUGGGUAUCUCCUCGUCUUCCAGCAGGCCGCCUCCACCAUCCCUCCCGCCUCCCCAGCCUCCAUCAUCCAAUCCAAAUCUGAACCCUCCGUCCAUCCCGGCCAAGCACUCCUCAUCUUCAGCCAACGAAUCAGUGCCAACCGCCACAUUGAUUACCCCUGCCAACAGCGUGACCACGCCGCCUUCUCCUGUGCCAUCUCCGUCGCCGGUGGUGAUGAAGCCGCAGCGCACGCCGUCUUCGGCAGCGACAGUGUGCCAUGCCCCGUUGCCACAGAGAUCAAGCUUAGCCGGGCUGAGCAGACCAGCAUUACAGAGGAUUGCAAUGGCCCAGUCCAGAGCGCUCAUAGCAUCAGGUGUGCCCACUGUCCCAGUGAAGAACCUCAAUGGAUCCAGUCCGGUUCACCCUGCACUGGCUGGGAUCACAGGUAUCCUGAUGAGCGCUGCCGCUCUACCCGUGUGUCUGACUAGACCUCCAAAACUCGUGCUGCACCCUCCGCCUGUCAGCAAGAGCGACAUCAAACCUGUGCCAGGCUUUGGCCACUGCUGCAGGAAGACCACCAAGAAACAGGCUCGCAAGGGUAAAACUCCAGAGGAGGUGGUAAAGAAGUACCUGCAGAAAGUAAAAAGUCCACCAGAGGAGGACUGUACCAUCUGUAUGGAGCCGUUGGGGGGGCCGUCUGGAUAUAAGGGUCCAGGGGUGGGGCCUGUGUCUCGAGCAGAGUCUGUUGGGCGGCUAGCACAGUGUGGACACCAGUACCAUUUCCAAUGUUUGGUGGCCAUGUAUAAUAAUGGCAACAAGGACGGCAGUCUUCAGUGUCCAACUUGCAAAACCAUCUAUGGCGUAAAGACAGGCAACCAACCAGCAGGGAAGAUGGAGUACCACGUCAUCCCGCACUCUCUACCAGGGCAUCCUGACUGCAAAACCAUACGCAUCAUCUACAACAUACCACCAGGCAUUCAGGGACCAGAGCAUCCGAAUCCAGGGAAGCCCUUCACUGCCAGAGGCUUUCCCCGACACUGCUACCUCCCAGACAGCGAGCGAGGACGCAAGGUACUGAGACUGCUCCUGGUAGCAUGGGACCGCAGGUUGAUCUUCUCAGUUGGGACUUCGAGCACUACUGGAGAGUCUGACACCGUCAUCUGGAACGAGGUCCACCAUAAGACAGAGUUUGGCUCCAACCUGACGGGCCACGGCUUCCCCGACCCCGGACACCUCGACAACGUCCUGGAAGAGCUCCGGGCUCAGGGCAUCACAGAGGAUGAUGGACUGAUGGAAAAGUGAAAGGACAAGCGACCGGAGCAGCCGAGCAGGAAGAGACAUCCAUGCGAGAGCAGUGAAGAGUGGAGGGCAGGACGAGGAGUGGAGGAAGAGAAAAUAACACAAGCAGGAGGACGAAAAGAGGAGGUCUGGACUGAGACACACACUCUCUGCCAGCACUUAAAAUGGUUGCAGGGGGACAUUUUGGGUUGUAGAAAACAUUGAUAUUGUGUUGCAAUGGAAACCACUUUUCAAGAUGUUGACUGAGUCACUGCUGGUUUCUCCCGUCAGUGCAGGUCUGUCCAAACUUCACAGAUUCGUAAGCAAGCACACAACAGAAGCAGGAGGGAGUUUGAGGAAGCUACAGCACAGAGAGGAGGAGGAGGAGGAGGAGGAGGAGGCAGAAAGAAACCAGCAGAAAGAAUGAUAGCACUCAUGGUUUUAGCUACUAAACAGCUAGGUACUAAAAGUGAGAAUGAAUAGGUACUUAUAUUUAGGACAAAAACAAGUUCACUUUACUGAGAGAGAGAAUAACCGGGGAAAGAAGGUAACAUGUUCGAGCAGUUCAACGACAACUGGGAGAGAAAGGACAAAGAGAGAGAAGUUGUAGCAGUGGGGGAGGGGACAGGAGGAGGGAACGCAGGAAUAAUGUAGCAGAAAGAGACAAAGAUGGUGUACGAAUGCAGCGUAGGAUAGGAGUAGAGUAAAAUUAACUUGUAUGGUACUUAACAGGUACUUUGACUAUCACUAAAAACACAAAAACUAAGAGUGAUGAAGGGAGAGAGACUGAGACUGUGUGCUGGCUUUGUUCAAACCACCUGCUUGUCUGUGCUCAAAGUGCUGUUGCGCCCUCUCGUGGCGGUACCGAUGAACUACACCUCAGCCUGCGAGCUACUGGAACACAUCCAAAUGUUACUCUGAGUUAUCCACCUGUGGUACUACAUUUAACGCCAUUCCAUUCAUUACCUCCGACUUGUGACUCGAUGGGUUCACGCGACCUCGGCUCUGCGUGUUUAUGAUUGUGUGUGAAAUGACAAAAGACCAAAUGAAGGCCUGCUCACCCGGGCCUAUUUGGAGUCUUACUAUUGAGCCACUGUGGUACAAGUUAAUCUUAGAUACACAGGUACCAGUAUUUACUUAAAUAUGUUUAUUUGUGUCCCCUCUGUUGGUUCACAUGGUGUGAGUGGAUGUAAAGGCUGUAUCCUGUACGCAGCGCGGCACCAGGGAGAGAAGGCGAGGAUGUGAGGGGAAACAUGAUGAAGAUGUUUGCAGGUUUCUAGAUGAAAAGCUGAGGAUUUACUUCAAAGCCUAAGUGUUUCAUUUGAGUUGAAUGAGCUUUGCUGACAGCGCUGCAAGAGAAAUGAAGCAGGAGCCUGGUGCCGAGCUUACGUCCAGAAAGCCUCUCAGACUGGGCAGACGGCCGGAGGGUUUAGGGGGAUGGAGAGGACAGACUCUAAGUAGACCUGAAGCAGAAGUCAAGGCCGGGUCAAACAUAUUAAAAAAUAUAUAAAAGCAAUGUUCAAAUAAAUUGGUCAAUCUUUAAACUCCCAAACUGACAGUGAAACAUCACAAUAAAACAGACAUCUAUUAAAGGUCCCAUAUUUUUUAAAAUAUAAAUCCCCCUCUGGUGUGUCAUCAGAGAUUAAAAAAAAAGUAAGACUAUUUCUUAAUUGUUACGUGAGAAGUUAAAUUGAAAGUUCCUGAAAGCGACAAAACAUAAUACAGUCAUUUUUUUAAAGCCUCUGGGAAAACUUUCUUCAUAUGUAAUUUAGGGUCUUAUGGGCAUAACAAAAAGCAUAAGAAAUGAUCAGACAUUAACCACAGUUUCGGGCUUCCUUUAAAAACUACAGGGUUUGGUCAGAGUAAUUCAAGAGGUUUUAUUGGGGUGGGAAAACUUACACCUGUAUUGCCAAAGUAAGUGUGAAAGAAAAACAAAAACAGUGCAUAUAUUAAGUAAAGAUCUACCACACAGUGAAUCACUUCAGCAUGUAAAUAAUUCGGCCAGUCUGUGAUGUCAUUUCUUUCUGUGACGGUGUUACAAUUUCUCUGAGAAUUUGAAAUAAUGCUAUCAAUAUUCUGGUAACUUUUUUAGCAGAUUUUUUAGGGAAAAAAAAUAUUUUGCCCCAGACAAGCAAUGUGUUUGAAAAAAAGCUAAAAUCUAAAAGAUACAUAAUAUGGGACCUUUAAUCUAUGAUUUACGGCUUUUCUUUCUCUCUUUAUGGAGAUCACUAGCAUCAUUCUUAUCUUGACAACUCCCUGAAUCUCUGCCUCUCCUGACUGAUUACACACUGCCCGGUCUUUGAGUUGGGUCUGAAAAUCAUAAUGUUACGAAAUGUGUGUGUGAGUGUGUGAGAGAGAGAGAGAAAAAAAGAGAAUCUGUGUACUGUGUAUACUACCAACAUGCUCCCAGUUUCGGGUAUUAUUUCGGUACUCCACGGGACUCCCAUCAUCCUUUAACUGUAGUGAUGACUGAUGAUGGCACUCCCUUCCUUUUUUAUUAUGUUAUUUUAAUAUGAAAUGUAGUUACACCUUUGCUUUUUUAUAGCAUUUCUUGACACUAUUCUAGAGUAAACUGCCUUUUUUCAUUUUGUAUGUUUAUGUUGUAUUAAUUAUGCCCCUUUUCAUUUGUUACAGUUGGUUUACAAAGACGAUGUUGUUAAAUAUUGUCUUUUUUUUUCAUUGUAUACAAAAGUUAAGCUGAUUUGCAUCAUCUUUUCUUUGGAAAAGGAUUUUGAUGGUAGACUUUUAUCUGAGUGUGAAAUGUAAUGAAUUUAAGCAGCAAACCCAUGUACACUUGCUCUUCUGUGAGGUAAAAAAAUAUUUUUAUUUUCUACAUAUCAUCUGUCCUGCUUCUGUUCUGCACUGAGCCUUUAUCUGUCCACCGGACCUCUCAACAUGUGUGACCCUGGAAGGUUUCGUAGCAGAUAUGAUGAUGGACAUUGGUGUUUGUCUUAUGUCCAACUGUCUUAAAGCAGCAGAAUAGUUCGAGCGCAGGCAUGAUGAAAAUGAUCCUUUUAAACAUUGUAAAAUGUAAUAAAAUCACAGUUUUCUCUGGUGUUGGUGCAGUUUUCUUGCUCCGUUGGCCCAAACACUGCACAAUGACAUGGGAAAACCCUGAUUUUCUAUGAUCCAUAAAUCACUUUGUUAAUUUUAACUCGUCUUUUUGACAUUAAAAAAAAAUCCUUUUAAAAGCAAUGAACAAGAAAUUUAAAUAUUUCUCUUGACUUGAUAACGGUAUGAUUUGAAUCUGAUUUGACCUUGAAGUGUGUUUAUCUUGAACCCCAUGUGUCUUUAGAAGAGCAUAAUGUUUGAUUUGAAGGCUUCGGUCCACAGUGUGCAGUGUGUGAAGCCAACGUGAGCUACGACUCGUAACUCACCGUGUCAGUUUUGUCCCUGUCUUAAAAAUGUGGAUUUCUUUCCCAUCACCAGUUCUCAUCCCUGCUGAGGGCCAAACCUGCUCCAGAAGUGUGUGGAUCAGGGCCUUCUGUGACGUUGUCCUCUUGUUUGUGAGGGGUGGGGCGGGGUGCUGGUAUGGAGAGAGAGCAUCAACAGCAAAGUGUACAUAUUGCAAAAUAAUUGCUGAAGUAUGGAUGAUUAAUACAAGAAAAAAAUAAAGAAUGAAUGAAACUUA
Molecule: messenger RNA, 6360 nt
Organism: Plectropomus leopardus (leopard coralgrouper)
Lineage: Eukaryota; Metazoa; Chordata; Actinopteri; Perciformes; Serranidae
Product: E3 ubiquitin-protein ligase DTX4-like
Biological process (GO): protein ubiquitination; Notch signaling pathway
Molecular function (GO): zinc ion binding
Source: RefSeq, a predicted model, not a curated record